CAUGAGAGAGUCUUUCAUUCACCGUGGAAAGCCUUUCACCAAUGCUAUCGACUAUGCAAGACCGCCAAUCCAAAUUCAAGUCGAAGUUCCAGCAGCGACAUAUCAUGUGAACAGGGACACGUUGACAACCAAUUCGGGAUUCUUCAGGGCUGGUCUUGGGGGAGAGUGGACUGAGGUCCAGACGCGUACUUUCAAAUUACCUGACGAUGAUCCAGAGAUCUUCAAUAUCUACCUGAAUUGGUUACAUUCUCGGCGAAUCAUGCUUUGCUAUGGACCAGAGGAAGACCUGGGGACCCAGAACCGGAUCAUCGCAUACUGAAAGCCUACGUCCUCGGUGACAAACUUCAUGACCAUGAUUUCCAAAGAUGCUGUCUGCGAUAUCCUGGCAAACAACAUGACUAUCAGUCAUGAGGGCGACUAUUUGUCGAGAUCGCACCCUUCCUUCAUAAAUUCUCCACACAAGAAGACAGCUGCAGAUUCCACAAUACGAAAGCUUCUUGUACACGAAGCUUGCACUUCUCAGGAUGGAGUUCGAGAAGACGACCAUCCCCGCUUCUGGUUUGAGUUUGCCCAAUAUACCUUCACUAGGCCCACUGAGUCGACCAUCGCGGCUGUCGCUCGCUGCGUGUUCCAUGAGCACGCCGAGGGAGCUGAGAACUGUUAUCGCAUAAAGUAUCGUGCUGUGUCUCUCCACGUUGCUUAGGAUUGAGAGACUUCAUUCGGCCGCUAGAGCUGAUGAACCGUACAGAUCUGUGAAUAAGCUCCGCACGGCAUGGUUGAUAUGGAAACAGCGAUGGUUUGCUAGCCUUCGAAGUUGUGCAGAUGCGUUCUGCGCGGCGAAGCGUGUCCGCCGACCAUGUGAGAGUGUUCGUUUUCGCACUCAUAACUAUCAUCUUACUUCAAGAGUUGGUGGCCAUCGGUGCG
Dissoconium aciculare CBS 342.82 is the source of this 924-nucleotide messenger RNA. RefSeq lists its product as uncharacterized. The record is from RefSeq and is a predicted model, not a curated record. The coding region runs from base 347 to 703 and encodes 118 amino acids. Lineage: Eukaryota; Fungi; Ascomycota; Dothideomycetes; Mycosphaerellales; Dissoconiaceae. The transcript is spliced from 2 exons.